CCGCACUUCCAGCAAAAACAAUCUCCCUCAUUUAUAUGCUCGCAGGCAGAAUCACAAGCGAGACUGGUUAACCCUAAGAAGCCUUAUGGUUUUUGACUGCCAACGGGUCCAAGCAGCAAGUGAUAGGAUAAGGAGAGAGUAAAAGUCAGGAAGCGUUGUGUCGAUCCGACCAUGGCGACCCGGACGUCCGUCCUGUCCAACCCCAAGCCCGGUACUAUAUUACACAGACGAGUCACCUCUGCGACCGCCACUCUUCAACCACCCAUCGAGAUCACACGGACUACCCACAACAGAAGUUGCAGCGAUACCGCGGGACUUGUCAGCAGCAUGUCGCACCUCCGAACAGACGAUGAACCAUACGUCGGUGGGCACUACGACGCCCUCGCGAGCAUCGACAUAUCCUUCCUCGGCCCAGACGGUUCCCUACACAUGGGCAAUGUAUCACAAAAGGAGAACAAAGCCGCGAGACGGCACCUGGGGCAAGUCUUUGGGGCGACCACUCAAUACUUCUGCGAGCCCUGGGUAGUUCUAGGCUGUACACCUUCGGUUCCUGUCGGGCGGCUGCCCGAACUGGUUGGAGGUCUAAUUGCAAUCUGGCGCCAGGCCGACGAUAUGGAUUUUAGCCCUAAGAUCGGCGAGUUCGGACAAGCAGAGAAGUAUAUGGUGGUUGACGCGUCCAUCUUGGAGGGUUUCCAGGAUAACCGCAUACCAGGGAAGGAUGCUGUUGCCCGCCUCAUCGGCUCCGUCUUUCCUACGUGUAUCGCGAUCACCUAUGUUGCCGGCACUGUCGUCGUGGAACUCCCUAGAAGCGAGGAAUCUGUGUUCCGAGAGACAUUGAUGGAUAUGCCGCCAUUGAUUGAACGCGCACCGUUCAAUUUACAGUACCAUAAUGGUCCUUUGACAAACGUGGGGCGACGUAGGCGGGCCCAGAAGCCAAAGCCACAGGUUGCCGAGGAAGAUCGCGUUGCAGACGAGACAGACUACGUUGCCAAAGAUGGCCAAUUCUACCCCGGAACAAUGUUGUCAUCGGUGGACAAGAAAGGGAAUACCUACUCGUCCGCGUCAGCAGGCGUACUUGUCCAGAAAGGGGGCCAGCAGCGGUUGAUUUGUUCAUGGCAUUGUUGGGAGGAGCAUGACAAGAAAUACCCCGGUCUCUUCGAUGAGGACAGCAACAAAGCGCGCGAAGUUUUCCGCAUAAUCCAGGGCGAGGGCGGUACUGAAGUAGGCCGAGUGGUAGAGAGAGUAGGGCAGACAGAUAUCGCCCUGGCCAAACUCCAUCCCGGCAUCAAGUUCGUGAAUAACUUUAUGGAUAUCAACACGAAUGCGAAGAGCCUCGUUCCCAGCAACCAAGUCCGCCUGUACGACCGUUUCCUCAUCGAUGGCUUCAGUACGGGGAAGCAGACACUCGUGUCUCUCGGACGCCGUUUUGAGCCAAAGAGAGCAGAGGGGGAGCCACACAGCCUCCUCUUGGAAAAAAGACUCGAUGAGGACGGUGAAGAAAUUGAUGUGGUUAUGCCGAAGGACGAGGUGGUCUACAUUGCAGGAGAACAGGGGGUGAGCGGUACCAGCGAUAACAUUCAAACCGAGAAGCCGUACAUACGGGAUAGUGCUUGUGGUUCGGCAUUGGUUCGGUGUUUUGCGGAGAACAAAAAGCAUCUGCCCAUGAAGGACAUGCUCGCCCUAGGGGAGAUUUGUGGCAUGUUCCAUUAUGCAGAUCCGACGUCAAAGUAUGCGGAUUCAGCAUCUAAGUACCUCAUCUACGCGGACGCCUUCGAUCCAUUGAUCGAUGGUGGCUGGACAAUUGUGCCGCCGCAGGGACAGUCGGAUGGAGCGAAUACGGAGUUGGCACGGAUACCUCAUCACGAGAAGCCCGAGGGGGAGGAGUCACCAAAGAAGAAAAGAAAGGUAUAGAUUAUUAAACGAGACCCGAGGGGGAGGAGUCGCCGGCGGAAAGAGGAAGAAGGGUAUACCUACUAGCUAAGCUAGGGUGUUGAUGGUUACACAAUCUAUCCCAGAAACGCAGCCUUGGUACG
This is a messenger RNA of Durotheca rogersii, 2033 nucleotides long. RefSeq lists its product as uncharacterized. NCBI's taxonomy places the organism in Eukaryota, Fungi, Ascomycota, Sordariomycetes, Xylariales, Xylariaceae. The record is from RefSeq and is a predicted model, not a curated record. Bases 172 to 1911 code for a protein of 579 amino acids. The transcript is spliced from 2 exons.